AAAAGCACAAAGAAAAAGUAAAGCAAUGAACCGAUCAAGCAAGCAAACAAAAAUGUUUGUUUCCUCCUCUGCCCUCCCAAUCCAUCCAUCCUCCAUCGCCACCUCCAGAGAAAAUCACUCGCUCACGGCGCAGACGACAAACGCAUCCCAGACAAGAACCCGCCACGGCCCUCUAUCCCCACCCAGCCACACACACACGGCUACCCAUCGCGUCCAUUUCUCACACUCCAAAACCCUCCAAGUCGGCCUCCCACGCACACGCCCUGACCCCGCCGCCAGGUCGAUCGAUCGGCCGCCAUGAGCGGCGACACGCUGGACAAGCUGGUGGUGUUCCUGGCGAAGCGCGACGGGGUGGACAAGCUGGUGAAGACGUACCAGUACGUGUCGAAGCUGGCGCACUGGGCGGCCGAGCCGUCCCACCCGGGCCUGGCGGGGCGGGCCAAGAGCUGGGAGACGGCGGCCGGGCUGAGCCGCAAGGUGUUCCGGUCGGGCCGGUCGCUGACGGGGCUCAACGCGCUGCGGCGGUCCCCGGGGGAGUUGGGGGCGCUGGCGGUGAUGGCCAACGCCGGCGAGAUGGUCUACUUCUUCUUCGACCACUUCACGUGGCUGUCGCGCGUGGGCGUGCUGGAGCCCUGGCUGGCGCGCCGGAUGAGCUUCGUGUCGGCCUUCGGCGAGUGCGUCGGCUACGCCUUCUUCAUCGCCAUGGACCUCGUCAUGAUCAGGCGCGGGGUCAGGCGGGAGAGGGCGCUGCUGCUGAGGGAAGGCGGCGGCGGCGGCGAGGGGAAGGAGGAGGAGGAGGGCGAGGUGAGGAGGAUCCGGGCGGACCGGGUGAUGCGGCUCAUGGGGACGGCGGCCAACCUGGCGGACCUGGUCAUCGCCGUCGCCGACAUCGAGCCCAACCCGUUCUGCAACCACGCCGUCACGCUGGGGAUCAGCGGCCUCGUCUCCGCCUGGGCUGGGUGGUAUAGGAACUGGCCCUCGUGAGCUGGGUUGGGUGCUAGCCAUUUCCAUUUCCACCGGCAAGACGAUGGUGUAUGUAUGUACGCUUACCGCGUUAAUUAUUUUUAUCUUACGAUAACGAAACGGAAAGAGUUGCAGCGGGCUAUUUAUCGCCGAGAGAGUGAUUGGGAUGAAGACGCUGGCGGCAUGUUGUUGCAAAGCAGACGCUGUUCAGAUGAUGGGCUUUAUUAACAAGCACAUCAUCUGCAGGCUGCAGCUAGCGUGUUAUUGUGUGUUAGCAUCUUCUUUUUUUCUGGCAUAUAACAGUCUUCAAAGUUACUAGCACUGCACAGCUACAAGGUUUUUCGCCGAAA
Hordeum vulgare subsp. vulgare (domesticated barley) is the source of this 1313-nucleotide messenger RNA. RefSeq names its product peroxisomal membrane protein 11-4. NCBI's taxonomy places the organism in Eukaryota, Viridiplantae, Streptophyta, Magnoliopsida, Poales, Poaceae. Gene Ontology annotation, cellular component: peroxisomal membrane. The record is from RefSeq and is a predicted model, not a curated record. The coding region runs from base 298 to 984 and encodes 228 amino acids. Gene Ontology annotation, biological process: regulation of peroxisome size; peroxisome fission. The transcript has a single exon.